This is a messenger RNA of Prunus mume (Japanese apricot), 613 nucleotides long. Its product is annotated as basic blue protein-like. Gene Ontology annotation, cellular component: plasma membrane. The record is from RefSeq and is a predicted model, not a curated record. Lineage: Eukaryota; Viridiplantae; Streptophyta; Magnoliopsida; Rosales; Rosaceae. Gene Ontology annotation, molecular function: electron transfer activity.
ACAACUUAACCUCUCUCUCUCUCUCUCUCUCUCUCUCUCUCUCAGUUGUUGUUGUUUUUGGACUUCAAGUUUACUAAACGGUGCCGUUUGAGAUCAUGGGUCAGGGAAGAGGCAGUGCAGGAGUUGGUGUGGUUAUGGUGAUGUGCCUGAGUUUGCUGCUGCUCCAUUGUGAAUGGGCUGAAGCCAGAAGCUACACUGUUGGGGAUGCGGGUGGUUGGUCGCCUAACGUUGCUGGGUGGCCUAAGGGGAAGUCAUUUAGAGCCGGUGACGUGCUUGUUUUCAACUACGCGCCUUCUGCUCACAAUGUGGUUGCUGUGAACAAGGCUGGGUAUCAGACAUGUAGCACUCCAAGAGCUGCCAAAGUCUUUCAGACUGGAAAAGAUCAGAUCAAGCUUGCUAAAGGACAGAACUUCUUCAUUUGCAGUUUCCCAGGCCACUGCCAAUCUGGCAUGAAAAUUGCCAUCACUGCAGCCUAGGCUUAUCUCAUAUAUAUAUAUAUAUUAUAAUCGCUAUAUAUCCGGUAUACUUCUAUAUAGCUGGAUCUAUUGUGAGUUUCACUACUACUUUGUGAUGAAGAAAUAAUAGGUCAGUGGUAUUGCUGUUGGCAUGCGAA